This is a messenger RNA of Eurypyga helias (sunbittern), 1030 nucleotides long. It is a transcript of the gene DERL2, whose product is annotated as derlin 2. The record is from RefSeq and is a predicted model, not a curated record. NCBI's taxonomy places the organism in Eukaryota, Metazoa, Chordata, Aves, Eurypygiformes, Eurypygidae. The transcript has 6 exons. The annotation marks the transcript as partial. Gene Ontology annotation, molecular function: ubiquitin-specific protease binding; misfolded protein binding. Gene Ontology annotation, biological process: endoplasmic reticulum unfolded protein response. Gene Ontology annotation, cellular component: Hrd1p ubiquitin ligase ERAD-L complex; endoplasmic reticulum membrane.
CAAUUAGAGCUAAUCACACCCUUUCAGCUGUAUUUCAACCCUGAAUUAAUAUUUAAACACUUUCAAGUAUGGAGGUUAAUCACAAACUACUUAUUCUUUGGACCAGUUGGCUUUAACUUUUUAUUUAACAUGAUCUUUUUAUAUCGUUACUGCCGAAUGCUUGAAGAAGGCUCUUUCCGAGGUCGGACAGCAGAUUUUGUAUUUAUGUUCCUUUUUGGAGGAUUUUUAAUGACUCUUUUUGGGCUCUUUGUGAACUUGGUUUUCUUGGGCCAGGCGUUCACCAUAAUGCUGGUGUAUGUAUGGAGCCGCAGGAAUCCCUAUGUCCGUAUGAACUUCUUCGGUCUUCUCAUCUUUCAAGCCCCGUUUCUACCCUGGGUAUUGAUGGGCUUUUCGCUGCUUUUAGGGAACUCCAUCAUUGUGGAUCUCCUGGGCAUUGCCGUUGGACAUAUAUAUUUUUUCUUAGAGGAUGUCUUUCCCAAUCAACCUGGUGGUGGAAGGCUUCUGAGAACACCGUCUGUCCUGAAAGCAAUAUUUGAUACACCGGAAGAUGAUCCGAAUUACAAUCCCUUGCCAGAAGAACGACCAGGAGGAUUUGCAUGGGGAGAAGGUCAGCGCCUCGGAGGCUAAUAAGUGUCUGUGCCAAAACCCAGCGACAGCUGGGACGGACUGACCUGAGUGAAGUUCCAUGCUGCGGACUCUCCUUCGCCUUUUGACAGCUCUCUGGUUUUGAAUACAAGCACUUUAUGAAAUGACAGUCUAAUCCAAGACACUUCCAGGCUACCAGUGUCUUUCCCAGUCAGGGACUUUAUUGUGCUGGUAACAAAAAUACUAAUCCAGUGGAGCCAAAAACCUGAAACUGGAAACCAUUUCCUGCCAACUUCAGUUAACAAGACCACGAUCACUUGUUUGAAGCAAUUUCUAAGGCAUUUUUUUCAAGUUAUUUGAUACAGGAAACUAUAUGGGGAAACUUUAUGUGGGACAAAACCAACUUUUUAGGUUUUAACUCAUUUUUUUAUUCUUGGAUAAAACA